This is a messenger RNA of Fusarium mangiferae, 951 nucleotides long. RefSeq lists its product as uncharacterized. Gene Ontology annotation, cellular component: membrane. The record is from RefSeq and is a predicted model, not a curated record. NCBI's taxonomy places the organism in Eukaryota, Fungi, Ascomycota, Sordariomycetes, Hypocreales, Nectriaceae. The transcript has 3 exons. The coding region runs from base 1 to 951 and encodes 316 amino acids. Gene Ontology annotation, molecular function: signaling receptor activity.
AUGGCCGAAACUCAGCCCUACGGCGUUCGCAAUCGCCGGCCUUCAGCCACAGACAACCUUAUCAAUGCCGCCAAGAGCUUCGAAUCAAAGGUCGAGCAAUCUCUUCUCAUUCUCUGGGAUGAACUCCCAGCCUGGCGUCGCGACAAUGCCUUCAUCCUUUCGGGCUACCGCCAAUCUCACGGCUCUUAUGCCCAUUCAUUCCGCUCCCUCUUCUACCUCCACAAUGAGUCCGUAAACAUCUGGUCUCACCUCCUCGGUGCCAUAGUCUUUCUCGCUAGUGCAGCAUACGUUGACCGAGCUGUCCGUCCACGGUACGAAAGCGCAAGUAGCGCUGAUGUACUCGUCUUUGCAUGCUUCUUUGGGGGCGCUGUUGUGUGUCUGGGGAUGAGUGCCACGUACCACACUCUGUCGAAUCACAGCGAUACUGUUUCGAAGUGGGGGAACAAGUUGGAUUACACAGGCAUCGUGGCUUUGAUCGUUGGAAGCUACGUUCCAGCUCUGUAUUACGGCUUCUUCUGUCUGCCUAAUCUGAUGGCCUCCUAUCUAUGGGUUAUAUGUAUACUCGGUCUUGGAUGCACAAUCGUUUCAUGGGUCGAGCGCUUCCGGACCCCCGCAUGGCGUCCGUAUCGUGCAAUGAUGUUCAUCGGCCUUGGUCUAUCUGGCGUUGUCCCUGUCAUCCAUGGCCUCUUCAUCUAUGGUUACCAAGGUCUUGAAGAUCGCAUGAGUCUAAGCUGGGUUCUCCUCCACGGUGUCAUGUACAUCUUUGGCGCUGUACUCUAUGCGGCUCGUUGGCCCGAGAGAAGCGCACCUGGCGCCUUCGAUAUCUGGGGAAGCUCGCAUCAGAUCUUUCAUAUUUUCGUCAUCCUUGCAGCCGUUACACACUUUUACGGUAUGGCCAAGGCUUUCGACUACCACCACACCAUUAUGGGUUCUCAAUGUCUCAUGGACUAA